Glycine soja is the source of this 3560-nucleotide messenger RNA. Its product is annotated as FT-interacting protein 7-like. The record is from RefSeq and is a predicted model, not a curated record. The coding region runs from base 271 to 3330 and encodes 1019 amino acids. NCBI's taxonomy places the organism in Eukaryota, Viridiplantae, Streptophyta, Magnoliopsida, Fabales, Fabaceae. The transcript has a single exon.
UAAAAUAAACACUAGGCAGGCAGGGUGUGAGUGUCUUUAAUAUUCUCUCUCUAAGCAAAGAGACGUAGAAAGUAGCCACUAGAAUCUCUCCCACAUAGAAAGGCACAUGAAGGAAGGGGCCACAAAACCAAACAGCAAUAGCAUAUGCAUAUCCCAUUUCUCUCUCAAACAAAAGUUUCUGUCUUCACACUCCAAAUGAGAAGCAUAUCUCAUCACCAAUCACCACCGCUACCAGUGUCUUCACUUGCACUCUUUUAUUUAAUUUAGUGAAUGAUGAACAAGCUGGUGGUAGAAGUUGUGGAGGCGAGCGACCUCAUGCCCAAAGAUGGGGAAGGGUCAGCUAGCCCCUUUGUAGAGGUCAAGUUCGAUGAGCAGCAGCACAGCACUGAAACGAGGCACAAAGACCUGAAUCCUUGUUGGAAUGAAAAGCUUGUGUUCAACAUCAAUAACCCCAGAGAUCUUGCCCACAAGACAAUUGAGGUGGUUGUAUACAAUAACAAUCACAAUGAUCGGAACCACAAUAACUUCCUUGGAAGGGUGAGACUUUCAGGCUCCUCAAUUCCUCUAUCGGAGUCCCAGGCCAGUGUGGAACGCUACCCACUUGAGAAACGUGGUCUCUUCUCAAAUAUCAGGGGAGAUAUUGCUCUUAGAUGUUACACGCUGCAUGAUCAUCAUCAUCAUGCUCAUGCUGCUGCGGAACACCAUCACCAUCACCCCCAAGUAGACACUCCUCCUCCUCCUGCUGCUGCUGCUGCUGCUGAGGAGGAGGAGGAGGAGUAUCAGGACACUCCCUUUCAAGAAAUAAACCCCAACAUGAACACGGUGCUAGAUGAGGAAAUCGCGGUUGGUGGCGGGGACAAGAAGAAAAAGAAGAUGCAAAAGAAAGAAAAGGAAGUCAGGACUUUUCACUCUAUUCCAGCAGCACCCGCGAUGGAAACGACCCAAAGGAGGGUUGAUUUUGCAAAAGCUGGGCCACCCAAUGUAAUGUUAAUGCAGCAGAUCCCAAAGCAAAACCCUGAGUAUUCAUUGGUGGAGACAAGUCCACCACUGGCGGCUCGUUUGCGCUAUAGAGGAGGCCGGGACAAGAUAUCCACCACCUACGACUUAGUGGAACAGAUGAAUUACUUGUACGUCAAUGUUGUCAAGGCUAGGGAUCUCCCUGUUAAGGAUAUCACUGGUAGCCUUGACCCUUAUGUGGAAGUCAAGCUUGGUAACUACAAGGGCCUCACCAAGCACUUGGACAAGAACCAGAACCCUGUCUGGAAUCAAAUCUUCGCCUUCUCCAAGGACAGGCUGCAAUCAAAUUUGCUUGAAGUCACCGUCAAGGAUAAGGACAUUGUCAAGGAUGAUUUUGUGGGGAGAGUUAUGUUUGAUCUCACUGAGGUUCCUCUUCGGGUACCCCCAGACAGCCCCUUGGCUCCUCAAUGGUACAUAUUGGAGGACAAGAAGGGCCAAAAAAUUCAUAAUAAUGGGGAAAUCAUGCUUGCGGUUUGGAUGGGAACACAAGCGGAUGAGUCCUUCCCCGAGGCCUGGCACUCUGAUGCUCACAACAUUAGUCACUCCAACCUUGCAAACACCCGCUCAAAGGUAUAUUUCUCGCCAAAGCUUUACUAUCUUAGAGUUCAAGUAAUCGAGGCUCAGGAUCUUGUUCCUUCCGAUAAAGGAAGGGCCCCGGACGCCAUUGUUAGAGUACAGCUGGGGAAUCAGAUGAGAUUCACAAGGCCUUCUCAAAUUAGAGGCAUCAACCCAGUUUGGAAUGACGAGCUUAUGUUUGUGGCAGCCGAACCAUUUGAGGAUUUUAUCAUUGUGACUGUUGAGGACAAAGUAGGUUCUAGUGUUGAAAUCUUAGGAAGGGAGAUCAUUUCGGUGAGAAGUGUUCCUCCCAGACACGAGUCCAGCAAGAAGCUCCCCGAUUCUCGUUGGUUCAAUUUGCACAGGCCUAGUGCGGUUGGCGAGGAGGAAACAGAGAAAAAGAAGGACAAGUUCUCAAGCAAGAUUCACCUCCGAGUGUGUCUUGAGGCCGGGUACCACGUCCUUGAUGAGUCCACGCAUUUCAGCAGUGAUCUUCAGCCAUCCUCCAAACAUUUGAGGAAGAAAAACAUUGGAAUUCUCGAACUUGGGAUACUGAGUGCCCGCAACUUGCUGCCCAUGAAGGCCAGGGAAGGGAGGACUACCGAUGCCUACUGCGUGGCCAAGUAUGGCAACAAAUGGGUUCGAACCAGAACUCUGCUUGACACUCUCUCCCCUCGAUGGAACGAGCAAUAUACCUGGGAGGUUCAUGAUCCAUGCACUGUCAUCACGGUUGGGGUAUUUGACAACCACCACAUCAAUGGGAGCAGUGAUGCCAGAGAUCAGAGAAUUGGAAAGGUGAGAAUCAGGUUGUCAACUCUGGAAACUGAUAGGGUGUAUACUCAUUUUUAUCCUCUGCUGGUUCUCCAACCCAAUGGCCUCAAGAAGAAUGGAGAGCUUCACUUGGCGGUGAGGUUCACCUGCACCGCAUGGGUUAACAUGGUAGCCCAGUAUGGUAGGCCUUUGCUUCCCAAAAUGCAUUAUGUCCAACCCAUACCCGUCAGGCACAUAGAUUGGCUCCGCCACCAGGCCAUGCAGAUUGUGGCCGCUCGCCUGUCUAGAGCAGAGCCGCCCCUUAGGCGCGAAGCUGUUGAGUACAUGCUCGACGUGGAUUACCACAUGUGGAGUCUAAGGAGAAGCAAAGCCAAUUUUCAUCGCAUAAUGUCACUCCUCAAAGGAGUUACUGCUGUUUGCAAGUGGUUUGAUGACAUCUGCACUUGGAGAAAUCCAAUCACAACCUGCCUUGUUCACGUCUUGUUCUUGAUACUGGUUUGCUACCCGGAAUUGAUACUGCCCACCAUUUUUCUUUACUUGUUUGUAAUCGGGAUUUGGAAUUACCGCUUCAGGCCAAGGAAUCCACCCCACAUGGAUGCUAGGCUUUCACAGGCAGAGACUGCUCACCCAGAUGAACUGGACGAGGAAUUUGACACUUUUCCAACAACAAAGCCUUCAGAUAUUGUGAGAAUGAGGUAUGACAGAUUGCGGAGUGUGGCAGGUAGAGUACAAACUGUGGUUGGAGAUUUGGCUACUCAAGGAGAAAGAGCUCAAGCCAUACUAGGUUGGAGAGACUCCAGGGCCACAUCUAUCUUCAUCAUCUUCUCACUCAUUUGGGCCGUUUUCAUUUACAUUACUCCCUUCCAAGUGGUUGCAAUUCUAAUUGGCCUCUUUAUGCUGCGUCAUCCUCGCUUUAGGAGCAAGAUGCCAUCAGUACCAGUUAAUUUCUUCAAGAGAUUGCCUUCCAAAUCAGAUAUGCUUAUAUGAUGACCGGCUUUGCUGUUUCUCUUUUUAUCCAUCCACCACCUAUUAUUGUGCACAAAUAAUCACAAUGUAUGAAUAAACAGACCUUCACCAUUACACGUAAAAUUAAAGAGGGUACAGCAAACAUGUGCAUAGUCCCCCUCCAAUUUCAUUAGCAAAAACACACUUUCUUUGUAUGAAAGUAUAUAUAUAUAUACAUAAAUCCCAAAGCUUCAGUUUCAGCUAUGAAAAAA